Molecule: messenger RNA, 2361 nt
Organism: Aspergillus melleus
Lineage: Eukaryota; Fungi; Ascomycota; Eurotiomycetes; Eurotiales; Aspergillaceae
Product: patatin-like phospholipase family protein
Exons: 6
Coding region: 1-2361 (786 amino acids)
Biological process (GO): arachidonate metabolic process
Cellular component (GO): membrane
Source: RefSeq, a predicted model, not a curated record
AUGGGAAGUAGCGCCAGUGUCACACAGGAUCUGAUGGAUGAGCGCGACUUUGAAUUUCUUCUUGGGCAGUAUGUCGAGGUGACGAAUGCCUUUGGUGCGCCUAGCAUACUGUUCUUACCCGAAAGUGAUCUAUCUGGUGCGGCUCGAUAUCGACCUGUUAAGGAUGAAGUGUUGAAAGCGCUUGAUUUAAGUCGCCGACACCGCAAGGAGGACGGUUACUUGUUUUCUGCACUGCAUCUCGAGCGGUUCUUCUACCGCGCGCUGCUUCACGUUUGUCGCACGACGGAGGAGCCAUUUGAAUUCAUCCAAAGCGUCCGCCGUAAUUUCCGGACAAGGGUCCAUGUAGAGCAGUUGAGCGCCUUCUUGGAUUUGGCCGGGUCACGAACAUGGGACGAUCGUGCGGAAUUCAUUGCGUCGACUAUCUUACUUGACUCCUACAUCCCGGGAGAGCACUUCUUUAGCCCUGCCGCCGUCUUCGACUCCCUCUACCGCGCCCCUUGCCAGAACGCCCUAGUCGCACUCGGUUUACCAUCGACAGAUUGUCAGUUGAUUGAGUAUCACCUGGCCCGUUUUUAUCAGCGUCUACUAUUUGGACAAGGGCCACCACGCCGUAUUCGGGAAUCAGUCCUCUCCCAAUGGAGAGACCUCCUGAGUAACACAUAUACCAACCGUACAUGUCUUGCGUGCCUCACAGGGCCACCACAGCACGUUCUACGAUGUGGUCAUGCGUACUGCGAUGCAUGUGUUGUGGCAUAUGGCCAACUGAUCGAGGAUGCGGAGUAUAAGUAUUUGAUCGGCCAAUGCGUCCUUUGUCAAACUGACUGCAAUAAUUUGAUCCAGAUCCUGCCUCCGACCGCAUGUGUGCGAGCUGUCACAGUGGAUGGUGGUGGAGUGCGAGCCUUCAUUCCACUCCGGUUCCUCUGCUAUAUGCAGGAAAGACUUGGAAAAGAAUGCCCAAUACAAGAAUUAUUUGAUGUCGCCUUCGGCACAAGCUCGGGUGGCUUUGCUGUCUUGAAGCUUUUUCAUCAACGUCAGACUGUGGAGGAUUGUGUGCACGCGCUCUCCGAUAUGAUGUGGCGGUUCCUUCGACAGCAUCCGCCGCCACGAUCUGCCUGGGCGAAAGUUUCUCGGGCCCUCCACUGUUGGUGGACUGACGGUUGGUACAGUGCGAGCGCCUGGGACAAGCUGCUUCAGCAGCAAUUUGAUCCUGAUCAGGACAUGUUUGGGGUUCAGCCAGUGUCAGGGAUCAAGGUUGCUGUCACUACAACGGCCGCUCACCCAGUACUUUUGACCAAUUAUCGGCGGGCCCCUGACGCGGCCGACGACGGGGAACGAGUGUACUACCAUGUCCAUGAGCCAACGAAUAAUGCCGAGGAGCCCAAACUGUGGCAAUGUGCUCGUGCGACAACCGCAGCCCCGGUUUUUUUCCCGCCAAUUGAGAUUCAAGGGGUUGGUAGCUGCGAGGAUGGCGGCUUGAAAUACAACAAUCCGGCACCAGUCUGUCGAUCCGAGCUCCAGUUCAUGUGGUCCUCUAGGUCCGAGCCCGGGAUCAUGGUAUCUCUUGGCACGGGAUCAGCCGCCCUCGAUCGUCUUCCUGCCACCUCACAUCAUCGCGACCGCCGUCGACGUUGGCCAAGUGGAUUUGCCUUCCGCCUCUACGACUCGUUGAUGGCGUCCAUGGAUGCCGAGCAAGCUUGGCGAGGUCUGUUAGGACAGGUGGAGGAGACAGCAAGGCAGAACUACCGUCGGUUGAACGUGGAGUUUCCUGGCAAAGAACCCUCAUUAAACGCGGUCGAGAAGGUGCAGUGGAUGACUAACCUCGCGGACAACAAAGCCAAGGUGGAGGUCCCAGCGGUCUUGACAUCCCUUUUACUCGCUAGUCUUUUCUUUGAAUUAUCCUGUGCGCCGCGCUGGGUGGAUGGGCACUAUCAUUGCAGUGGAACAAUACGUUGCCGCCUUCCCGGCCAAACCCUUGUUGAGGCCCUCCGAGGACUUCAUCCAGAGGCCUCCGCCUCCACGUACGUCAUGGGUAUGGACCGACUGGGCAUCUCACCUUAUGACGAAGCCGUGUGCCGACGUUGCACGAGGUACUGUGUCCCCAUUCAUUUCGUGGUCAGGGAGUUAGACAGCCCAAUAGUAUUAUCGCUGCAACUUACCCGUACCCAUCGCGAAAAUCUAGGCGGGUUCCCGCUUACUUUGCGUUGGUUUUUGGAUCAACAGGGGCUAGAUGCGGUCGGCCACACCUCCAGCUUGCCAAGGCUCCCCGCACACACAGGAUGCAAGUCCUGUGACGCGCGAGUUCAGCGUAAAAGCGCAUUGCAGCCCCACAGCCGUCACAAGAGAAGAGUCCGAUUCAUUUAG